This is a messenger RNA of Salvia splendens (bonfire salvia), 453 nucleotides long. RefSeq names its product aspartic proteinase CDR1-like. Gene Ontology annotation, molecular function: aspartic-type endopeptidase activity. The coding region runs from base 1 to 453 and encodes 150 amino acids. Gene Ontology annotation, cellular component: extracellular region. NCBI's taxonomy places the organism in Eukaryota, Viridiplantae, Streptophyta, Magnoliopsida, Lamiales, Lamiaceae. The record is from RefSeq and is a predicted model, not a curated record. The transcript has a single exon. Gene Ontology annotation, biological process: proteolysis.
AUGGUAGGAAUCAGCGUGGGGAAUAAAAGGUUUGAUUUUGACGGCGAUGAGAGAGUGACGGUUAAAGAAGGAAAGCUUAUCAUCGACUCCGGAACUACGGUGACGAUGCUGGCUUUGCCUGUGUAUGAGAAGGUGAUGAAGGCGGUGAAGAGCGUGAUCAAAUUAAAGCAGAUUCCGGAUCCGAGUGGGAUUUUGGAUUUGUGUUACUCUUCGCGAAGCCGAGAGAGGGAUUUUCCGGUGAUCACGAUUCAUUUGACGGGGGCGGAUGUGAAAUGGGGAUUUGAGAAUGCUUUUGUGAUGACGAGUGAUGAAUCAGUGUGCUUUGCUGCUCAAGCCAUGGAUUAUGAUGGAUUUUCUAUUUUGGGUAACUUGGCGCAGGCCAACUUUUUGGUGGGGUUUGAUCUUCUUACGAGAACGGUGUCAUUUAAACCUGCUGAAUGUGGAGGGACCUGA